Molecule: messenger RNA, 207 nt
Organism: Sporothrix brasiliensis 5110
Lineage: Eukaryota; Fungi; Ascomycota; Sordariomycetes; Ophiostomatales; Ophiostomataceae
Exons: 2
Coding region: 1-207 (68 amino acids)
Molecular function (GO): calcium ion binding
Source: RefSeq, a predicted model, not a curated record
AUGCCAGGCCGAGUCACUUACCGAGGAGCAGGUCUCCGAGUUCAAGGAGGCUUUCUCUCUGUUUGCCAGAUCACCACCAAGGAGCUCGGCACCGUCAUGCGCUCGCUCGGCCAGAAUCCCUCCGAGUCUGAGCUGCAGGACAUGAUCAACGAGGUCGACGCCGACAACAACGGCACCAUUGACUUCCCUGGUACGUUUGACCGUUGA